CCUAUUAAAUGCACGCCAGUAAACAUCCCAUGAGAUCAAAACAGCUUGGCAUCCACAGGAGCUUGAAGGAGAAAAUAAUCUACGGCCGCCACCUCAAUGAGUUUUCGGGCACUGUAAUAUCUGCACAGCAGCAAUGGAGUUCAUGGCGCAAGCCGCACUCGUCCACCUCUCCGCAGAGAUGCCACUCCUUUCAGCCCCUUGCUUCCUCCGCUCCUCCAUGUUUUCUAAUAUUUCAACUUUCAGUAAACCCAGAAAUUCCACAUCAUACUCCUCCGGCUCUGGCGCUGGCGCCACCUGCCGCGUGAGUAGAUGGGCCGAACGCCUUCUGGGAGACUUUCAAUUUAACCCUAACCCCGCCGAGUCGACCUCACCUUCGUCUUCUUCGGCUGUAGCCGACCCUCCUGGCCUCUCCCACUUGCCCACCGCUGCCGACCACACUAUCCCCCUUCCGAUCGAUUUCUACCAGGUUCUUGGCGCGGAGACGCAUUUCUUGGCUGAUGGAAUCCGAAGGGCAUAUGAAGCUAGGGUUUCAAAGCCUUCCCAGUAUGGAUUUAGCCAAGAGGCCCUUAUUGGUCGGCGGCAGAUACUCCAGGCUGCAUGUGAUACUCUUUCAAACCCCAGUUCCAGGAGCGACUAUAACCGGGGCCUCACAGGGGAUCUCGGUUCCACUCUUACCAUUCACGUCCCCUUGGAUAAGGUUCCAGGGGCUCUGUGUCUACUUCAAGAGGCUGGUGAGGCAGAGACAAUCCUUGAAGUUGGUGGUAUUCUUUUGCGUGAAUGGUUACCUAAGCCCUUUAAGCAGGAUGUGGUGCUGGCUAUGGUCCUUGCAUAUGUGGACUUGUCGAGGGAUGCUAUGGCUCUAAAUCCACCAGAUUUCAUGGGUUGUCGUGAGCUUCUUCAGCAAGCAUUAAAACUACUGCAGGAGGAAGGGGCUAGCAACCUUGCUCGUGACCUGCUGGUACAAAUUGAUGAGACGUUGGAAGAGAUAUCUCCUCGUUGUGCUAUUGAACUUUUAGCUUUGCCCCUUGAUGAAGAACACGUUAUAAAAAGACAAGAUGGUCUGCAUAGUGUACGCAGUAUAUUGUGGACGGUUGGUAAAGGAGGUGCUGCAGUAAUAGGAGGAGGAUUCACACGCGAAGAUUUCAUGAAUGAAGCAUUUGUACAUAUGACGGCUUCGGAACAGAUAGAUUUGUUUGCUGCGACACCAAGUGAUAUACCAGCAGAGAGCUUUGAAGUGUACAAUGUGGCCUUAGCUUUAGUAGCACAUGCCAUUGUGGGCAAAAAGGCCCAUCUUAUUAAAGAUGCUGGCAAUUUAUUUCAACAACUCCAGCAGUCCAAAGUUACCUCCUUAGGUUCUAAUAGUGAAUACACCAUGAAAGCAGACCGAGAUGUAGACUUUGCCCUGGAAAGGGGUCUCUGCUCACUGCUUUUGGGAGAACUUGAUGAGUGCUACUCAUGGUUGGGCAUUGACGAUACGAGUUCGCCUUAUAGGAAUCAGGAUAUCGUAGAUUUCAUCAUGAGCAAUUUGAAUGUUGGCAAAGAUCAUGAUUUUCUUCCUGGACUUUGCAAAUUGUUGGAGACAUGGCUUAUUGAGGUUGUUUUUUCAAGAUUUAGAGAUACUCAAGGUGUACAGUUUAGGCUCAGGGAUUACUAUGAUGACCCCACUGUGCUGCGAUAUUUAGAAAAGAUGGAAGGAGGCGGGGCUUCACCUUUAGCAGCUGCUGCUUCCAUUGUAAAAAUUGGCGCCGAAGCUACAGCUGUAUUUGGUAAUGUAAAAUCAAAUGUAGUUGAUGCAUUACAGAAAGUGUUUCCAUUGACUAAGAGGGAAGGAAGAAAUAGCAUUGAGGUUUCCGCUGGUGUACAUAAUUCUAAGUUUGAAGUAGGAAUUGAAGAGCCCGGAAUUAGUAUCUAUCAAUAUGUUAAAGAAAAUAAGAAUGAGGCUUAUGAGAAACCCAAUUCUGAAUCUUCCAAUGAGCAAGAUUAUACGUACAUGAUAAAGGAAGCAAGCAUUAAGAUUAUGUGUGCUGGAAUAGCAGUUGGCAUACUGACAGUUGCUGCUCUUAGAUAUUUACCAAGGAGAAAUUUGUCGCCUGGUUCAAUAAAAGAAGUUGGAUCAGAAAUGGCGGCAAAUGCAGUUCUUUCUGUUGCUACUGCAAUUCAGAAUGUUGAAAAGGAGUUACCCAAAAUGGAUGCAAGAUAUGCUGAAACCCUACUCCGCAAGUGGCAAAAUGUCAAAUCUCAAGCCUUGGGUCCUCAUCACCGUGUUGGGAAACUCCCAGAGGUUCUAGAAGACCGAAUGCUGGAGAUAUGGAAGGACCGUGCUGCUGAAGUUGCCCGAAAAGGCUGGUUUUGGGAGUACACUCUACAGGACCUGACCAUCGAUAGUGUUACUAUUUCAUUGGAUGGUCGUCGAGCCGUUGUCGAAGCUACGAUCAACGAAGCAGCGAGAUUGAUAGAUGCUGCUCGGUCCGAGCACAAAGACUCGUACAACACAACCUAUACGACUCGGUACGAGCUGGUUUGCUUCGAAUCGGGCUGGAAGAUAACUGAAGGAGCAGUUCUCAAACCAUAGAUUACAUCUGUGAGUUUAACAGAUUUUUCUCCAUUUUUGGGCAUUUUAGAAUUAUUGUUCUUUCAUGACCGUUAGUGCUGGUCAUUUAAUGAUAGUACUUGUGUUUAUUAGGCUGUUUACAGUAGUGUGGUUCUAUUUAUUUUCUUUUGUUUUGAUAUUUGAUGUAUUUUCUAUUUGAAGAUAACUGGAGCAGCAGUUCUUGAACCUUUAGAUUGCAUCUGUAGAGAAGUCUGAUUACAUACAUUCCACCCAAUUCCUAUCUAUUUACCUAUCU
Phalaenopsis equestris is the source of this 2846-nucleotide messenger RNA. RefSeq names its product protein ACCUMULATION AND REPLICATION OF CHLOROPLASTS 6, chloroplastic. Bases 134 to 2572 code for a protein of 812 amino acids. Gene Ontology annotation, biological process: chloroplast fission. The record is from RefSeq and is a predicted model, not a curated record. Gene Ontology annotation, cellular component: chloroplast inner membrane. The transcript has 7 exons. NCBI's taxonomy places the organism in Eukaryota, Viridiplantae, Streptophyta, Magnoliopsida, Asparagales, Orchidaceae.